Tigriopus californicus is the source of this 1350-nucleotide messenger RNA. RefSeq lists its product as uncharacterized. The record is from RefSeq and is a predicted model, not a curated record. The transcript has 4 exons. NCBI's taxonomy places the organism in Eukaryota, Metazoa, Arthropoda, Copepoda, Harpacticoida, Harpacticidae. Bases 247 to 1335 code for a protein of 362 amino acids. Gene Ontology annotation, molecular function: protein binding.
CAAAGAAUAAUAAAAGUAACACAAAAUUCGAUGUCCGUUCACUCACCCAUGCUGAAUGCGAAAGAGUUGCCAACCCAAUAUUAAGAUGAUAUGAAUACUGAUUAGCAACUAUGAUUGUUUCAUAAGAAUGCUCAUUCAAGCGAGUUUCUUAUCUUGCAUUUUUAAUAUUCGCGCCAAUUUCAACAGCUAACAUUUGUAUAAACAUCAGAAAUUGAAAAUAUCAGCCCCUUCACUUCAAGUACAAAAAUGCAUUCCAGCAUGAUCCCAACUAAGUCAACAAUUUCUGCAGACAAUAAUCCUCCUUGGUAUUUAGAGGAUGACGAUAGCAUGGACGACGAUUGGUUUUACUCAUCCAUCAAACGAUAUCAGCAGAUAUCCAUGUUUCAUCUAUCUUGCGAUAUCCAAUCGUUGGAUGUCUUGGCUCGAACUAACCUGCUUGUCUUGGCUGGAAAAUUUGAUUUGGAGCAAAUUGAACUUGCUGUGUACGAAAUCCCAGAGAAACUGACGGCAUUAUGUCCUUUGAAAGAAGGUUUACUUCAUCAAAGAGAUUUUAGUUUCGUGGCUGGAUCCAGAACUUUAUCGCAAGAUCCCGUCAUUCAGGUCAAGUUUGUGGAUGUACCGGGAUUGUUGAAAGUGAUUUUGUUGCAGAAAUUCAAGAUCUCGUCAUGGGAAAGAAAAACAGAGACUGAUUUACUGGUGAUAUCUCAAGAACUUGACUUAGACCGAACACCACAUUUCAUGGAUGUGUCGAAUAAAAUCAUUGUGAUAAGUGAAAAUUCAACAAUGACUGUAUUGAACAUCUGCCAACUCCAAGUGCUUCACAAGAUCACGCUCACCAACAGUGUGAAUGGGUGUUCCUUGAGCUCUUCCAACUUGACAAUCUGUCUUUCAAAUGGAACCGUGGUUGACUUUAACCCAGAUACUAUGAAAAAAGUGAGGUCCACAUCCGUGUCAACUUCAUUUCCAAAAAUGAAGUGUUCUUCCAUGAAGAAGAGCGGUCCAUAUCAGUUAGCUUUCAUCUCUGAAGAAGACAAUUUAUUCUUUUUCAAAGAACAUGAUCCAGUCCCAGAAGCUCCAUUUCACCCUCAUCCAACUGGUUUGUCGAAUAUUUCCGCCAUCAAGUGGAAUAGUGAUGGGACAUUGAUUGUUUCCAGCUUGUCUCAAGUGAUUAUUUUUGAGGUGGAAGUAUCCAAAUUGACCCAGAUCUUCGUUCAUGACGCUCAUAAGAGUUUCAUAAUGGAUUGCAUCCCUCAUCCCACUGUACCCAAAUUAUUGUUUUCUAGCGACUCCAGAAAGCGGCUUCAUGCUUGGUUGUACAAUAAUGAAAAUAAAUGACAACUGAGGAGCCUA